Messenger RNA from Umbelopsis ramanniana AG, 569 nucleotides. RefSeq lists its product as uncharacterized. The record is from RefSeq and is a predicted model, not a curated record. Gene Ontology annotation, biological process: negative regulation of ATP-dependent activity. Bases 122 to 379 code for a protein of 85 amino acids. Gene Ontology annotation, molecular function: ATPase inhibitor activity. Gene Ontology annotation, cellular component: mitochondrion. Lineage: Eukaryota; Fungi; Mucoromycota; Umbelopsidomycetes; Umbelopsidales; Umbelopsidaceae. The transcript has 2 exons.
GGGAAUGCAGGGCGGACCUGGAACUCGGCAUCAAAUAUGACGUGUUUCUUUUCGUGGACAGUUGUUCAAAAGCAGGGCUCCAAACCGUUCCGUUGCACUUUACUGUUCUAACCACUACACUAUGAUCCGCACUACCAUUCGCCGCAUUUCUUCCAACACCCAAAUGAUCAAGCGUCUUUCUUCUGGAGGUCCCUCCGAAGGUGCCACCGUUACCUCCAAGGGUGGUAUCAGUGACAAGGAGAAGGCUGUCGAGAACCAGUGGGCUCGUCUUCACGAUGCUGAGAAGAUCAAGGCUCUCCGUGAUGCUCUCCAGAAGCAGACCGAGGCCACCGAGUCGCUCAAGAAGGAUAUUGAAGAGCUCAAGAAGGGAGCCAAAUAAGUUCACCACAUAAUCCAACUGUUGUGGAGUAAGUCCGCAUAGGUUACCUAUAAUAAAACACAGCUUGUAAAAAUGUAGCCAAAGGCAUUUAGUUGGGACGUGAUGUUGAAAGCUUUAUUGACUAUGCUAUGCUGCGCGGGUCGGGGAAACGUGCAAGUUAGCCAACCAGUUAUAAGAUAGCGUUGAGGAU